ACUCAUCGCCUCUGAGUAAUACACCAUACCUCGUGGAGCUUCGCUCAGUUUGCGCUUCGUGAUGCAGAGGCAUGAAUUCCCCCGAGAAGGUGUCAUCCAUGACAUCUGGGUUCCAGCGCCCCCACACCUUUCAGCUACUGAUGUGAUGCCCCUGGCACUUCGGGCUUUUAGUCUUUAUCCGGCCAAUGAACACAAGCUUGCUCAUGCGCGAACAUCUUUCUCCCUCCGAGCGUUUAUUUUCAUCAUCCUUGUUCAUUUCCAGACUUUCCAAUAAGCGCUCUCGCUCCCUUAGCCUCCCUUAGGGCUUCUUGUGUGCCCUUGGCCAGCGUGGUCUCAGCCCUGUCCAACACUCGGAGAAUAUCCGCACCCUAGACCUAGGUUUGGCCCCUGGAAAUCGACAGCGGCACUAGUGUGGACGGGUG
Paraphaeosphaeria sporulosa is the source of this 422-nucleotide messenger RNA. RefSeq lists its product as uncharacterized. NCBI's taxonomy places the organism in Eukaryota, Fungi, Ascomycota, Dothideomycetes, Pleosporales, Didymosphaeriaceae. The transcript is spliced from 3 exons. The record is from RefSeq and is a predicted model, not a curated record. Bases 62 to 274 code for a protein of 70 amino acids.